Falco peregrinus (peregrine falcon) is the source of this 5685-nucleotide messenger RNA. RefSeq names its product BCL2 associated transcription factor 1 (gene BCLAF1). The record is from RefSeq and is a predicted model, not a curated record. Gene Ontology annotation, biological process: positive regulation of transcription by RNA polymerase II. Gene Ontology annotation, cellular component: mediator complex. The transcript has 11 exons. Bases 230 to 2656 code for a protein of 808 amino acids. NCBI's taxonomy places the organism in Eukaryota, Metazoa, Chordata, Aves, Falconiformes, Falconidae. Gene Ontology annotation, molecular function: transcription coregulator activity; DNA binding.
UACGAGACCUGCUUCCUGCUGCGCGGCAGCAUCGGACGCAAAUGCCGCUUGACGGUGGUCCUCUGGCUGGGCUCCGCUUUACAGACAGGCCCUUCCGAGCAACGCCUGUGGAUGGACGCGCACCCCGCCCGACAGGGAUCAGUAUUGCUGAAAGCACAGAUAGAGAGUUUUGAAAUAAUUGCUUCAUUGGCACCAGCCAACGGUUUGAGGAGUGUAUCUACUGGGAAAAAUGGGUCGAUCUAACUCAAGAUCACAUUCUUCAAGAUCCAAGUCCAGAUCUCAGUCCAGCUCUAGGUCAAGAUCCAGAUCACAUUCUAGAAAAAAGAGAUACAGUUCUAGGUCUCGGUCAAGGACAUACUCACGAUCUCGCAGCAGGGAUCGUGUUUAUUCUAGAGAUUAUCGCAGAGAUUACAGAAAUAAUAGAGGAAUGAGACGUCCCUAUGGUUACAGAGGAAGAGGUAGAGGGUAUUAUCAAGGAGGAGGUGGUAGAUACCAUCGUGGAGGUUAUAGGCCUGUCUGGAACCGAAGACACUCCCGAAGCCCUAGGCGUGGCCGUUCACGUUCCAGAAGUCCAAAACGAAGGUCUGUGUCUUCCCAGAGGUCCCGGAGCAGAUCUCGUCGAUCUUACAGAUCUUCCAGGUCCCCAAGGUCCUCUUCAUCUCGUUCUUCAUCCCCAUACAGCAAAUCACCUGUCUCUUCCAAAAGACGUGCGUCUCUGGAAAAGCAGGCAAAGAAAACUGAAGGGGCUCCUUUGCAAGAUAGCCCCUUGAAAAAUAAAUCACAAGAUGAACAGAAAGAUACAUUUGAACAUGACCCAUCAGAGUCUCUUGACGAUUUUAACAAAUCAUCAGCAGCUUCUGGCGACAUUUGGCCUGGCCUUUCAGCAUAUGAUAACAGUCCAAGGUCACCCCAUAGUCCUUCUAUUGCCACCCCACCUAGUCAGAGUUCAUCUUGCUCUGAUGCCCCUUUGCUUAGCACAGCCCACUCAGCAAAGGACACUCCUCAACAUUCCCAUUCCAUUCAGCAUAGUCCUGAGAGGUCUGGCUCUGGUUCUCUUGGAAAUGGUUCUAGCCGUUAUAGUCCUUCUCAGAAUAGCCCAUUGCAUCAUAUCCCUUCAAGGAGAAGCCCUGCAAAGACAAUCCCAUCACAGAGCGCUCCCCGUGAGGAGGCUCGAGUGCGGUCAUUUUAUCCUGAAGGUGGUGAACAGGACACUACAAAAGGUGGAAAGUUUAUGAAAAGGUACACAGAUGAAGAGUCUAGAGUAUACCUGCUUGAUAGGGGUAAUACCAGGGAAAAGGAGGCCCAGAAGGAGAGAGGAUCAGAAAAAGGGAGGACAGAGGGAGAAAGGGAAUGGGAGGAACAGGAAACCUUAGAUUUUUUCGUUGAUAAAGAGACUGGGAAAGAAAAGUUUAAUGACUCUGAAGGGGAGGACACAGAGGAGACAGAGGAUUACAGACAGUUCAGAAAGUCUGUCCUGGCAGAUCAGGGUAAAAAUUUUCCUACUGCAUCUCACCGGAAUGCUGAGGAGGAAGGAACCAAAUACAAAUCUAAAAUAUCAAUCAAGGGCAAUAGAGAGAGCGAUGGAUUUAGAGAUGAGAAAAGUUAUAAGCUUAAAGAGACUGGCUAUGUAGUGGAAAGGCCUAGUGCAACAAAAGAUAAGCACAAGGAAGAAGACAAGAGUUCUGAGAGAAUAAUGAUGAAGAAAGAAACUCAGUCACCUGAGCAGGUAAAGUCUGAAAAGCUCAAAGAACUCUUUGAUUACAGUCCCCCUCUACACAAGAAUCUGGAUGCGAGAGAAAAAUCCACCUUCAGAGAGGAGAGCCCACUUAGGAUCAAAAUGAUAGCCAGUGACUCCCAUCGUCCUGAAGUUAAACUCAAAAUGGCACCGGUACCUCUUGACGAUUCCAAUAGACCUGCUUCCUUGACUAAAGACAGGCUGCUUGCUAGCACACUUGUCCAUUCCGUCAAGAAGGAGCAAGAGUUCCGAUCCAUCUUUGACCACAUUAAGUUGCCACAGGCCAGCAAAAGCACGUCAGAGUCAUUUAUUCAGCACAUUGUGUCGUUGGUUCACCACGUCAAAGAGCAAUACUUCAAGUCAGCUGGAAUGACCCUAAAUGAGAGGUUCACUGCAUAUCAAAAAGCUACUGAAGAACACUGCACCCGGCAAAAGAGCCCAGAAAUACAUAGGAGGAUUGACAUCUCUCCAAGUACCCUGAGGAAGCAUACCCGUUUAGCAGGUGAAGAGAGAGUCUUUAAAGAAGAAAGUCAAAAAGGAGAUAAAAAAUUAAGGUGCGAUUCUGCUGAUCUUCGUCAUGACAUUGACCGACGUAGGAAAGAGCGAAGUAAAGAACGAGGAGACUCAAAGGGUUCCAGGGAAUCCAGUGGGUCAAGGAAGCAGGAGAAAACUCCAAAAGAUUACAAGGAUUACAAAUCUUACAAAGAUGACAGCAAACAAAAAAGAGAUCAAGACCGUGCUCGGUCCUCCCCAUCUUCCUCUCCAUCUUCUUCUUCAUCCAGUUCUCGAGAAGAAAAGGAUUGCAAGAAAGAAAGAGAUGAAGAGUUCAAAACCCACCAUGAACAGAAAGAAUACUCUGGUUUUGCAGGGGUCAACAGGCCAAGAGGCACCUUUUUUGGUUUGGCCCUCCUUUGUGUGUGAUGCCUGCAACUUGUUAAAUGGAGAAUGGCAUGUAAUAAAAAAUACACAUCAACCUUUAAACAGCUGUAUUGAGGAGAGGAGAUGGUAUACUUGUUUUUCAGUCUUUCUUUGGCCUGGACUAGCCACAGUGAGCAUGAAAGCUCAUUAAUUUAGCUCUGGAAUGUGUUUUCGCAUUGUGAUUUGGAAAGUAAUACAUUGACCACUGUAGUCUUCAGAAAAAUCUUAAAAGUUAAAAAUUCCAUGUUAAUGUAAUUACUGAUACUUCAAUUGGGAAAUGUAGAAGCAUUAAGAAAAAGCUAGCAAUCAAUAAAAGAGGCCUUAAGAAGAUAUGGAACACUUAAAAACCCCCAAAACAUACCCCCCACCCCCCCAAAUAAAAAAAAAAACUACAAGAAAAGCCCCAAUUCUGUAUUUGGGUGGGUGGGGAAAAAACUCUGACUGACUUAAUGGGUAGGAGUAAUGUCAUACUUUCACAAUAAUCCCUUGGUGUAGCUUAAGACUAAGUAAUGCUAAAAGACAUUGGUAUGAAUGUACACGUAAUAGUUUCUAGUAGUGUAAAAUUCUGAACUGCAGACGAGUAUCUGAAAUGCCUGUGAGGUAUGCAACACUUGAGUUAAGGUUUGACUCUUCCAUCUAAAAAACUGUAGCUACUUAAAAGAAAAUUCAAAGUUCAAAAUUCCUAGCACAAAAAAGGCAUAAUUUCCUUUCUUGAUAUCUUUUUUAAUACAAAUAUACUAAGGAACAUCUAUGUGGCAUAAAUGUAUAGAUGCUCAGAUGGUGUAGGCGUCAAAUAUAACAAUAUUGGUAGAAUUUCUAGCUGUAUAACGUAGUGGCACUGAGGUAGACAAAAGUAGCACUUAACUCCCCUCUCCUCAAAAAGAAUCAGUUGAAGAAAACUCAUAAUUGGUGGAAGCCUUUACUGCCUUAGAAAACCAGAUUGUAUGUAUCAUGAAAGGGAUUAUAUUUUACAUGAAAUUGAAGUCUAUUAAAUUUCCAGUUCACAUCAACUUCUACUAAUUUAACUGCUGGUAACUGCCAGUUCUGACUAUGGAUAAUAAAAUAAUAACUGGUUCACGUUCCCUAACGACAUACGUGGUCACACACAGGUUUACUAACAAGCUGUGUCUGAACAGAAGAACCUAAAUAGGCCAACCUGUGGACUUGAGUCUUGUCUUUAGGGAUACAAACUUGGAUACUGUUGAAAUAUACAGGCUGGCUAGUGUGGGAAUGCCUCAGUAAUUCAGUCUAAUAGUGGCUCUAUUCCAGUAAAUACUGCUUUGUUUUUGGAGUAAAUAAAACGUUUUUAUUGUGAAUUCUCCCUGAAGCAGGAAGCCUGGAUACACUGGGAGAGCAUAGCUUGCUGCAUAGAGGAGACUUCAAGCUAAGCUGUCAAUCUCAUACUAAAUCAGCAGUGAUUUUUUUCACUAAACUUGCCGACAGACGAUGUUUAUUCUGGGCUUCUUGUACAUAAAUGUCAUGAAUAGUUUUGAAGUAGGAACACAGAAAUAAGGAUAAGUAGAAUCUUUCAAUGAUACUGACAUUAAUAUCCAGCUCCUGAAGAAUUAUGUGUAACAGUUCUGUUUAAAAGUCUCUAUAGAAAGAGAAAAAUAUAUUUUGUCCUUUUUGUGAUGGUCUUUGCAGUAAGCAAGCCCAGAAAGAUAAUGCCGUAGUGGAUUUUGCUGCCUGUAUUUCAUUGCCUGAAAGAUGACUUGGGGGAGUGGAGUGUUAAUACAGUGUUGAGGAAAGCUCUAGAUGUUUUUCUUAAAGGGGAUCUGAUCAUAGGACCUAGUACCAGGAGGUGCUGACCUCCCCCACCCCCCCCGCCCCCUUUUUUUUUUUUUUUUAAUCCUAUCAUAUUUUGUCUUUACAUCCUCUCUUCUCCUGCACAGUGAUACUGCUUGUGUGCCCUAAUUUUGUAAAGGUUCAAAGCUAUUGGAAAUAAAGCAUGUAGCAUUUCCUCUCUUGUACAGGUUUUUUUUAGGCGAUAGUCUAUCAUUUACCAAGUCACUCUCCAAGCAGUUCUUUUUUUAUUUGCCUACAGUUUAUUGGAUAGGUCUUAGGAGCCUUUUAUGGAUUGUUUUUCAGUCUCUUUGAUUUCAGAGUAGUUCUAAAGCUGUCCAGCAUAAUUUCUGCAUUAGAAGUGUUGGAGCUUUGUGGAACUAAGUGUGCAUAAUAAUGCUCUUUCAAGUUAGUUAACUAAUUUUUUUUUGUGUAUGUUUAUGGUGCUUAUUUUCAACAAACUGAUUUUCAGCCAUGUUUUUGUAGUUAUUCUGAAGACCCAGUUCUGUGUCUUAACUAGGCUGUUCAUGGAAAUAGUGUUCUGUAGUAACUGCAGGUUUUAGCAGUCUGUUUUCCCAUCCUAGCCUUUCCCUACUCCCCUUGAAUGGUGGAUAUAAACUCUUGUUUGAUGUUAUCCACAAGCUAAGAAUUUACAUGCUGAGGGAUCUGUAGAUGCUACUUCUAGUGUAUUCUGAGUUAAGCAUUUUCCUUAUUGCUGUGAGACUUCUUAGCCUAACAUUUUAAAAUCCUGUUAAUUCAUUAUAAAAAAUAUUUAAGAUGUUAAUUUUCACUUCAAGCAUAGCUACUCUGUACAGUAUAUAUUCUUGAUUUUUUCUGAGUAAAGAAUUUAUCCAUUGGAAAUGUAAUGUGGCCUAAAGUACAUUUCUGAAUCUCAUUUCAAAAUGUUUAACACAUAGUAGAUGUACGUAUUUAGAAACUGCAUUGUUUGUAUGUAUUCUAGAAUCACUUUCUCAUAACUGAUAUGACUGACUUCAUACAUGACCUUUUUUUUUCCCUCUCCCGACAGUUUUCUCCCUCUUUCAGUCUAGUUUUUUCUGUUUGGUUUUUUGUCUGUGAACAGCUUCAGAAGUUUCUUCUGACCUUUUGUUGCAACACACUGGUUUACCAGCAGUCAAAGGAAGUUUCUUUUUGGUGAUUGUGGGUGAAUUUAUGCAGAGAACUCAAAUGUGUUUCAAUUAAACUUAAUAGAAUCAUUAUUUCAAAGUGAAUGCUUGAACAUAUUACUUAAG